CGCAUGCGCCUGGCACCGGCGGCAGCGGGACCCGUUGCGAGCGUAUGUGCGCGCUCGCCGCUCCCGUGCGGUGGGCGGCGGGUGAGGGGUCGGGGGUUUGCCGGCCUCCGGACAGGCUCGCGCUCUGGCCGCCACCGCCAUGGCCGCCAUCGUCGAGCAGGAGUUCCAGGAGAUCGACGCCACUAACGACUGGCAGGCGCGUUAUCUGGAAAUUCGACACAAAUCCAGUGACUACCCUCACAGAGUUGCAAAAUAUCCAGAAAACAGAAAUCGAAACAGAUACAGAGAUGUUAGUCCAUAUGAUCAUAGUCGUGUAAAACUGCAGAACACCGAGAAUGACUAUAUCAAUGCCAGCCUAGUGGUCAUAGAAGAAGCCCAGAGAUACUAUAUUUUAACACAGGGUCCACUACCUAAUACAUGUUGUCACUUUUGGCUAAUGGUAUGGCAACAACAAACAAAAGCAGUUGUCAUGCUGAACAGAACUGUUGAAAAAGAAUCGGUGAAGUGUGCACAAUACUGGCCAACAAAAGAAGAGGAAGUUAUGACAUUCAGUGAAACAGGUUUCCGUGUGAGGCUAGUAUCCGAAGACAUCAAAUCCUAUUACACAGUACAUCUACUGCAAUUAGAAAAUAUCAACAGUGGUGAGUCCAGGAUGAUCUUCCAUUUUCAUUAUACUACAUGGCCAGACUUUGGAGUUCCUGAAUCCCCAGCUUCAUUCCUAAACUUCCUGUUUAAAGUCAGAGAGUCUGGUUCACUAAGUCCUGAACACGGACCUGCAGUCAUUCACUGCAGUGCAGGGAUAGGACGUUCCGGCACGUUUUCAUUAGUAGACACUUGUCUUGUUCUGAUGGAAAAAAAAGACCCAUUUUCUGUAGAUAUUAAGAAGGUAUUACUGGAUAUGAGAAAAUAUCGAAUGGGACUUAUUCAGACUCCUGAUCAACUAAGAUUUUCGUAUAUGGCUGUAAUAGAAGGAGCAAAAUUUAUAAUGGGGGAUUCAACUAUACAGAAACGGUGGAAGGAGCUUUCUAAGGAGGACCAAGCACCAAGUUCUGAGCAGUCUCCUCCGCACCCAAACAAAAUAACCACAGAGAAGUACAAUGGGAACAGCAUAGGCCUGGAGAACAAAGAUCAAAUGGAGAAAAUUAAUACUGACCUGUCCAAUAAAGUUCAAGACAUCACAGAUGGAAACAUUGAAAGCACUGUCCGAAAACGACUGCGAGAGGAUAGAAAAGCUAACACAGCACAGAAGCUGCAGCAGAUGAAGCAGAAGCUAAAUGAGACUGAAAGAAAAAGAAAAAGGUGGUUAUACUGGAAACCUAUUCUCACUAAGAUUGGGUUUGGCACACUGAUUUUAGUUGGUGCUUAUUCUUGCUGGAAAAUGUAUUUUCAAGAACAUUCCUUGCCGAGACUGACUGACACCUAAGCCUUCAAGACUUGUGAAUAUUCUGCAGCUAUAAACUGCAAAUUAUUGACAUGCAAAGCGAGACAUGAACCCCUCUUCGGGAACAAAAAGUGAGGUCUGUUAAGUACCAAGAAGACCUCGGUUAUCUGUUUACAGCGUAAACUGCACCGAGGGGACGAAGACCACCAGCAGCGUGCUACUUUGCAAAACAAAAUCAUUUGCCAUCUUCUGUUUUUAUAAUGCUUGUAUUAAUGUAGAAAGAUGUAAAAGAAAUAAAUCAGGAAAUAUUUUGUUUUGUACUGCCAUUCUUAUUGUAUUUUUAUACUUUUUGGCAGCAUUAAAUAUUUUUUUAAAUUGACAA
Messenger RNA from Harpia harpyja (harpy eagle), 1763 nucleotides. RefSeq names its product protein tyrosine phosphatase non-receptor type 2 (gene PTPN2). NCBI's taxonomy places the organism in Eukaryota, Metazoa, Chordata, Aves, Accipitriformes, Accipitridae. Gene Ontology annotation, biological process: protein dephosphorylation. The coding region runs from base 140 to 1423 and encodes 427 amino acids. Gene Ontology annotation, molecular function: protein tyrosine phosphatase activity. The transcript has 10 exons. The record is from RefSeq and is a predicted model, not a curated record.